Messenger RNA from Sporothrix brasiliensis 5110, 1698 nucleotides. RefSeq lists its product as uncharacterized. Gene Ontology annotation, biological process: carbohydrate transport; transmembrane transport. The transcript has 3 exons. Lineage: Eukaryota; Fungi; Ascomycota; Sordariomycetes; Ophiostomatales; Ophiostomataceae. Gene Ontology annotation, cellular component: membrane. The coding region runs from base 1 to 1698 and encodes 565 amino acids. Gene Ontology annotation, molecular function: carbohydrate:proton symporter activity. The record is from RefSeq and is a predicted model, not a curated record.
AUGGGCUCCCAGAAAGACGUCUCGGUCGCCGAGAACGAGCACCAGGGGGAUGUGCCAUCCACCGCCUCCGUCUCCAUCCCCUCCACGGGCGCGCCGUCCCACAAUGUCCACAACGAGGCCGCGGCCGGCGUCGGCGCCCUCAACGAGUCCGCCAUCGUCCACGCCGUCGAGGACACCACGGGCCUCGCCGACCACUGGAAGUGCCUGGCCGCGUGCACGCUCAUGUCCAUGUGCCCGUUCCAGUACGGCGUCGACUUUGGCCUCAUCAGCGGCCUGCAGGCCAUGCCGGGCUUCCUCAAGGUCUUUGGCUACGAGAUCCCCAGCCCGGACCCGGCGGCCCCGCCCAUGUACGGCCUCCAGACGGAGCGCCAGCAGCUCAUCUCGUCGCUCAUGAUCCUGGGCGCCUUUGUCAGCUCGGGCCUCGCCGGCCCCACGGCGGCGUACCUGAGCCGCCGCAUGUGCAUCUGGGCGGCCAUUGUGCUCUGCAUCGUCGCCAACGUCGUCAUGAUGACGGCCACCAACAUCGGCGCCAUGUACGCCGGCCGGCUGCUGAUCGGCCUCGCCAACGGCAUGUUCAUGACCUACUCGCAGCUGUACAUCCAGGAGUGCGCCCCGGCCAAGUACCGCGGCAUGAUGAUCUCGGCCUUCCAGAUCUGGACCUCCGUCGGCACCCUCAUCGGCACCGUCAUCGACAACUUCACCGCCCCGAUCCUGGGCAAGAACUCGUACAUCAUCCCGCUCGCCAUCAUCUUUGUCAUCCCCGGCCUGCUCUUCUUUGCCCUCUUCUUCAUCCCCGAGUCGCCCCGCUGGCUCAUGGACCAGGGCAAGUACGAGCAGGCCCGCGUCGCCCUGCGCUGGCUGCGGCCGUACAGCGACGACGUCGUCGAGGCCGAGGCCACGGAGAUCCAGGACGGCCUCGAGUCCGAAAAGGCCCUCCACGCCAGCGUCCGCCUCCUCGACCUCGUGCGCGACCCCGUCGACCGCCGCCGCACCCUCAUCGCCGUCGGCGCCCUGAGCACCCAGGGCGCCUCCGGCGCCAUGUACAUGAUUGCCUACGGCACCUACUUCUUUGCCGAGGCCGGCAUCGACGCGCCCUUCCAGAACUCGUGCAUCCUGACCGGCGUCGGCGUCUUUGUCAUCAUGGUCAACUCGGCCGUCAUCACCCGCAUCGGCCGCCGCCGCGUCUUUCUGACCACCGGCCUGACCAUCUGCGGCUUCGCCCAGCUCUUCACCGCCAUCAUCUACACCGUCAAGCCCGGCUCGCAGACCGCCGGCAAGGGCAUCGUCGCCUUCAGCGUCAUCUACAUUGUCGGCUACAACGGCCUCGUCGCGUCCUACGCCUGGCUGUCGGGCGGCGAGCUGCCCUCGCAGCGCCUGCGUUCGCUGACCUUUGGCGUCGCCACGGCCAUGGGCUUCUUCCUGGCCUGGCUGGCCACCUUCACGGCCCCCUACUUUAUCAACCCGACCUCGCUCAACUGGGGUCCCAAGUACGGCUACAUCUGGUUCCCGUCGUGCCUCAUUGCUGCUGCUUGGAUCUUCUUCUUCCUGCCCGAGGUCAAGGGCCGUACGCUCGAAGAGAUUGACGAAAUGUUCAUGGCCAAACUGCCCGCCCGCAAGUUCCGCCACUACCAGUGCGUCGGCCACCAGGUCAAUGCCACAAAGGCCGGCGAAAAGACCGAGGCCGAGCAAUACGCUUAG